This is a messenger RNA of Torulaspora delbrueckii, 192 nucleotides long. RefSeq lists its product as uncharacterized. Lineage: Eukaryota; Fungi; Ascomycota; Saccharomycetes; Saccharomycetales; Saccharomycetaceae. The transcript has a single exon. Bases 1 to 192 code for a protein of 63 amino acids. The record is from RefSeq and is a predicted model, not a curated record.
AUGGCUCGAGGCAAUCAGAGGGAACUUGCAAGGCAGAAGAACUUGAAGAAGCAACAGGAGAAUAGUAAGAAUGGUAAGAAGGCCGGAGACCCGAAAAAACGGAUGGAAUCGGACGCUGAGAUCUUGAGAAAGAAGCAACAGGCAGCAGAUGAGCGUAAGGCACUCGAACAACAGAAAGUAGACAAGAAAUAG